GUUCGACUAACGCUCAGCGGAAACGGUUAUAAUUACUAAUAUUCGGGAGAUACUCUCGUUCUUAAACGUAACCAAACAUUCGCGGUCUCGCGCUCCCGUCAAAAAGCAACCAAAACAAAAAACCCACGAUCUCUCACCUCAACUGAAGCAAUGAGGCCCUAAGAUGGACAUUAUAAACUGGAAGUCAUCGUUAAAGGUUUACGGACUGAUCCUCACCCUGUGGAUCGCCUGGGUCCAUGGACAAUCCGAUCUUCCCCCCAUUGCAGUGAGUGAGAGUCAGGAGCAAGCCGACAAGGCGGAGGUGUCUGUUGUUUCUACGGCCUAUACGCUUCGAUUCAGCAUUGCAGACGAGACGGAUUAUUCCAUAGACGCCGUCACCUGUCGCAAUGGAUCCGGAACGGAGACCAAGGCCAACGAGGCUCACGUGUGCGAAAGUCUUAGUCCCUGCACUUUCUAUACGUGCGUGGUUUCAUUCCGGUCAAACUCUGAGAAACACCCACCUUCUGACCAAACGAUUUAUGCCUAUACGGAGUAUAAACAGCCCCGGACCACAUUGAACUCGGUGGUGGCCACUGCGAAUACAAUCAAGGUGACAUGGCAGACGACCGACCGCGCCUGCGUGGAGUCCUUCAAGAUCACGGCCAAGUGGGCGGACUCCUCGAAGAGCAUUGAGCAGCUGAGCGACAAGAACACCUGUACGUUCGAGGAACUGAACGCCUGUCUGACGCACACGGUCACUUUGGACACGCGGAACAAUGCCAGCGUGGUGGUGGACACGGAUACCAGCAUUGUGGACACCGAGUACUCGGAGCCUGGAGAUCUCGCCAUGAGCGUGACGAACCUCUCAAGUGGAAUCACCAUUGUGACAUGGGGCGAUCCCAGCGAGAAGAACUGCAUCAGCAACUACCUCUUCAAGUGGCGGCGAGAAGAGUGCGGCAAGGAUCAAAAUCUGGACACCUCCACUGAAGAACCCAGCACCGUUACCACGACCGACAUGGACUACAUCACUGCCACCACAGUGGAGACCACCACUCCGGAUCCACCCGACGAUGAUGUUCAGUGCGAAUGGAGCGCCGUCUCUGCCGAUGGCAAACUCAGGGAAUAUCUAUUAACCGAUCUUCAAGGAUGUGAGCCGUACACUUUCCAAGUAUUCAUCAACGAUAACGACACGGCCAAGGCAUCACAGCAAUUCAUAUCGGCCGAAAAGAUUUCCAGUGCUGUUUAUGAUCCCAGUCACACCGCGAAAUCCACCCAGUUGAGAUGGACUUGGUCGGAUCCCCAAGACAAUCCCAGAUGUGUGGCCAACUACAGUGUAAAGCUGACGGGACCAACUCAAAGAUCCGUUAACAAAACCAUCGAGUUAGUGACCCAGGAGAGGUUUGCCGAGUUUGAGGACCUCGAUCCUUGUGGGCUAUACAUAGUGGAGAUAGUGCCCAUACAGCUAAAUGGAACCUCCGGUGGUCGGUUUCAGGAGGAGAGCACCGUCGGCGAGGAUCAGCCCACGCAGAUCCUGGAACCCGUGGUGGAGCCGAGCGCUUACUCCAUUGAGGUGAGUUGGAAAACUCCGGACUACGCCGAUCUCUGCAUCGAUGGUUACCGCCUAUCCGGUUGGAUGGAGGACGACAAACUGGUCGAGGUUGAGGCGCUCAGUACUAGUACCCAGAACACGACGGUCCUCUUUGACAAGAAUCUACUGGCCUGUCAGGUGUACUUCAUCCAGAUCAUCCCAUAUACCAGGGAAAGUCUCGACGGCGAGCUGAGGCGGAUCGAAGUGGAGACGAGAGCAGCCAUAGUAGAUCACACUAAGGUCAAGCUGGAAAGGAAGCAAGCCGGGUCCGAAUUUCUGGAGUUAACCGCCUUCAAUGCGGACUACAACAACACCUGUCCGACGAUCUUUGCGCUCUUCAGCUGCAACACCACCUCCCAGGUGCGUAAUCCGUAUGCGGAGCGAUAUGUGGAGGGACAUAGCAAGCAAGGGUUCAAUGCCAGCCUCUCUCCACUUUCCCCGUACACCACCUACUUCUGCAGUGUGGUACUGUACAACGUGGCCGGACCUUCGAACACGCUGACUGUGGCUGGCCUUCAAACGGCAACGUACUUCCCUGAGGAGCCGGAGGCAGUGGAGCUGGACAAAAGCACCGCCAGCAGCCUGCUCUUCACCUGGCGUGAGCCCACCUACAUGAACGGACCUAUCAAGUACUACCAGGCCUUCCUGAUGCGCCACGAGCCCAGUUACUUUGUGCCGGAGGGGUGUGCCGAGAUCGCCAAGGACACCAAGUCGGAAACCAAGGGGGAACCUAAUGUCAACUUCACGGGUCUGGCUCCAGCGAUGAGAUAUAUGAUGCAGGUGGCUGCCCAGAACGAUUUUGGAAUGGGAAAGUAUACUGCGCCCGUAAUUGGGACUACCAUGCCCACAGUUUCCGACAAUGUGACCGAGCUGACCGUAACGCCACAGGGUCCGGACAACAACAUCAACCAGUAUGCGGCCAACGUGACGGUCACCUGGAAGGUGCCCUGCCAGUCGAACGGCGACAUCGAGUAUUUCCGGCUGAACUUUAGAGGCGAGCGGACUGGCUUCACGCCCGAGGUCUUGAACCGCACGGUGAAGAUGGACCCGGAGAACAAGCAGGGACGGAUGUCCUACACGGAGACGGAAAUGCAGCCCGAGUAUAACUAUACAGUGGAGGUGGCCGUCAAGAAUCGCGAUGUGAGUCAGCUCAGCGGUGGUGUGGCGGGUGCUUGGCGAUCUCCAGCGGGAUUGCCCACCGCUCCGAGUCAAGAAUUGAUUAAGCAAAUGCGCGCCAAUGUCGACGAGACGAACCAACCAACAAAAACCGCAGUGGUGCGACUUCCGGCGGAGAUCUUGACUUCCGAAUCGGGGGACAUAACAUACAUGGCGCUGCUGCUCUCGCAGAAGAACUGUGCCGGAGUUCCGCCUCUACGACACGACGUGGACACCUUGUGGCCCGAAGUGCUGUCCUACCAGAAGGCAGGAGCCGACGGCACCGGGGACUGUAGCCUGCAGUACCAGACCACGGAGAAGAGGUGGCGACCUACGCCCGUCCCUCGUCAGCGAAGUAGCGUGGACUUGGACACGUCCGAGGAAAUAGUGUUCACCAUCGGCGUGGACAAGUGCUCGGAGACCCUGAAGGAGUAUUGCAAUGGACCACUGCUGCCCGACACGGACUACAACGUGGUGGUGCGACUGUUCACCUCCUCGGGUUACAGCGACGCCGCUGUCCUGAACUUCAAAACGAAGGCGGCCAUCAAGGUGACCCUGAUCCUGGUGAGCGUUUGCAGUUGUCUGUUCUUGGCCUUCGUCAUUGGACUGGUGGUUCUGUGGGUGCGAAAGCGGUUGGCCUGGAAACGCGACUCCGGUCAGGGCAUCGAGGAUCCCUUCGGCAAUGUGAUUGCCAAGAACUUUGCCAUCUUUUAUGCGGAGGUUGCCAAGCCGGAGAAACUUACGCGGGAGUUCAAGGAGAUCACCGUGGAGGCCCUGUUGAGCUAUUCUGCUUCGGAGUUGGGUUGCCACAAGAAUCGCUAUGCGGACAUAUAUCCUUACGACAAGAAUCGUGUAAUCCUGGACAUAGAUGCAGAGGGAUCGGACUAUAUCAACGCAUCCUUUAUAGACGGGCACACGCAUAGGAAGGAGUACAUAGCUACCCAAGGACCGAAACCGGAGAGCGUGAUGGACUUCUGGCGCAUGAUCCUUCAGUACAACGUGCGGGUUAUUGUUCAGGUCACCCAGUUCCGCGAGGGCAAUACGAUCAAGUGUCAUGAGUAUUUUCCCUACGCCAUGCGGGGACUGACAGUGACCGUCAAGUCCAAGGAGAGCUUCGAUCUUUACGAUCGCACCGAAUUGACGGUGGUGCACGACAAGUACGGCCUGAAGGAGAAGGUGGUGCAUUUCUACUUCAAGAAGUGGCCCGAUCACGGCUGUCCCGAGGACCCGAUGCACUUGAUCACCCUGGUGAAAAAGGUGAAGAGUGAACGCCGACCCAGUUACUCGCCCAUCGUCGUUCAUUGCAGUGCAGGAGUGGGCAGGACGGGCACGUUUAUAGGUCUGGAUCUGAUCAUGCAGCGCCUGAAGAGCGAGUCGAAAAUAAACAUUUUCGAGACGGUCAAGAAGCUACGCUUUCAGCGUAUGAAGAUGGUCCAGACGCAGCAACAAUACACGUUCCUGUACGCCUGCACCUAUGAGCUGGUGAAGCACAAGAUUCCCAGAGCCGCCUUGAAAUUGGAGGGACGACCGAAGUCCGUUUCCACGCCGGUCAUUUCCGCUCCCAAGAAGGUGAGCUUCCCGGACGUGGAUGUCGGCAGUGGUGAUUCUGCUGUGGCGUCUUCUCCUAUGUCGGAUCUGGAAAACGGUGUGCCCAUCCUGCAGCUGCCCCCUCGGCUUAACGGGCUGCGGAGAAUUGGACCUGCAGGUGAUAUCGAUGGACCAUCCACGAGCAGCAACAUGUGACAACGGCUGUGUAUUUAUAGCAUUUGUAUUAUACGAACGGAACUAAGCAGCAAUAAUAGCCAAAGAAAAAUGUGUCUAAAGCGUAAAGCGACUAAAGUACAGUUAAAAUUGGAAGUUGUAUUUAAAACACCUGUUUUUAAUACAUAUAUUUUAUUUAUAAAGAAGUGCAUGGUAUCACCGUAAAAA
This is a messenger RNA of Drosophila rhopaloa, 4651 nucleotides long. RefSeq names its product receptor-type tyrosine-protein phosphatase beta (gene Ptp52F). Gene Ontology annotation, molecular function: protein binding; protein tyrosine phosphatase activity. NCBI's taxonomy places the organism in Eukaryota, Metazoa, Arthropoda, Insecta, Diptera, Drosophilidae. The coding region runs from base 164 to 4465 and encodes 1433 amino acids. Gene Ontology annotation, biological process: protein dephosphorylation. The transcript has 18 exons. The record is from RefSeq and is a predicted model, not a curated record.